AUGUCUAAAGCUGAAUCAUUCGAGUUCCAAGCGGAGAUCACUCAAUUGAUGAGUUUGAUCAUCAACACCGUUUAUUCAAACAAGGAAAUCUUUUUAAGAGAAUUGAUUUCAAAUGCUUCUGAUGCUAUUGAUAAAAUUAGAUAUCAAUCUUUAUCUGAUAAAUCUCAAUUAGAAACUGAACCUGAAUUAUUCAUCAGAAUUACUCCAAAACCAGAACAAAAAGUUUUGGAAAUUAGAGAUACUGGUAUUGGUAUGACUAAAGAAGAUUUAGUUAACAACUUGGGUACCAUUGCUAAAUCUGGUACUAAAUCAUUUAUGGAAGCUUUAAGUGCUGGUGCUGAUGUUUCUAUGAUUGGUCAAUUCGGUGUUGGUUUCUACUCUUUAUUCUUGGUUGCUGAUAGAGUUCAAGUUAUUUCUAAAAACAAUGCUGAUGAACAAUACAUUUGGGAAUCAAACGCUGGUGGUAAAUUCACUGUUACUUUAGAUGAAACUAAUGAAAGAAUUAACCGUGGUACCAUCUUGAGAUUAUUCUUGAAAGAAGAUCAAUUAGAAUAUUUGGAAGAAAAAAGAAUUAAAGAAGUUAUUAAACGUCAUUCUGAAUUCGUUUCUUAUCCAAUUCAAUUAUUAGUUACUAAAGAAGUUGAAAAAGAUGCUCCAGAAACUGAAGAAAAAAAAGAUGAAGAAUCUGAUGAUAAAAAACCAAAAUUAGAAGAAGUUGAUGAAGAAUCUGAUGAAAAAAAGGAAAAAGAAACUAAAAAAAUUAAAGAACAAGUUGAAGAAUUAGAAGAAUUAAACAAAACUAAACCAUUAUGGACUAGAAACCCAAGUGAUGUUACUCAAGAAGAAUACAAUGCUUUCUACAAAUCAAUCUCAAAUGAUUGGGAAGAUCCAUUAGCUGUUAAACAUUUCUCUGUUGAAGGUCAAUUAGAAUUCAAAGCCAUCUUAUUUAUUCCAAAAAGAGCUCCAUUUGAUUUAUUCGAAUCUAAAAAGAAGAAGAACAACAUCAAAUUAUACGUUCGUCGUGUUUUCAUUACUGAUGAAGCUGAAGAAUUAAUCCCAGAAUGGUUAUCAUUCGUUAAAGGUGUUGUUGAUUCUGAAGAUUUACCAUUAAACUUAUCAAGAGAAACUUUACAACAAAACAAAAUCUUAAAAGUUAUUAGAAAAAACAUUGUUAAGAAAUUAAUUGAAACUUUUAAUGAAAUUGCUGAAGAUGCUGAACAAUUUGAUAAAUUUUACACUGCUUUCGGUAAAAACAUUAAAUUAGGUGUUCAUGAAGAUUCUCAAAACAGAAACUCUUUAGCUAAAUUAUUACGUUAUAACUCAACUAAAUCAUCUGAAGAAUUAACUUCAUUAUCUGAUUAUGUUACUAGAAUGCAAGAACAUCAAAAAAAUAUUUACUACAUUACUGGUGAAUCAUUAAAAGCUGUUGAAAAAUCUCCAUUCUUAGAUAUCUUAAAAGCUAAAAACUUUGAAGUUUUAUUCCUUGUUGAUCCAAUUGAUGAAUAUGCAUUCACUCAAUUAAAAGAAUUUGAAGAUAAAAAAUUAGUUGAUAUUACCAAGGAUUUCGAAUUAGAAGAAACUGAAGAAGAAAAAGCUCAAAGAGAAAAAGAAGAAGCUGAAUUUGAAAACUUGGCUAAAGCUUUGAAAGAAAUUUUGGGUGAACAAGUUGAAAAAGUUGUUGUUUCUCAUAAAUUAGUUGAUGCUCCAGCUGCUAUUAGAACUGCUCAAUUUGGUUGGUCAGCAAAUAUGGAAAGAAUUAUGAAAGCUCAAGCUUUAAGAGAUACUUCAAUGUCUUCAUACAUGUCUUCCAAAAAAAUCUUUGAAAUUUCACCAAAAUCUUCAAUUAUUAAAGAAUUGAAAAAUAAAGUUGAAUCUGAUGGUGCUCAAGAUCGUACUGUUAAAGAUUUAACUACUUUAUUAUAUGAAACUGCUUUAUUAACUUCAGGUUUCACUUUAGAAGAACCAACUUCAUUUGCUUCAAGAAUCAACAGAUUGAUUUCAUUAGGUUUAAACAUUGAUGAAGAAGAAUCAACUGAAUCUCAACCAGAAGCUUCAACUGAAGCUCCAACUGAAGAAAAAGUUGCUGAAACUGAAAUGGAAGAAGUUGAUUAG
Molecule: messenger RNA, 2112 nt
Organism: Hansenula ciferrii
Lineage: Eukaryota; Fungi; Ascomycota; Saccharomycetes; Phaffomycetales; Wickerhamomycetaceae
Gene: HSP82
Product: Hsp90 family chaperone HSP82
Exons: 1
Coding region: 1-2112 (703 amino acids)
Biological process (GO): protein stabilization; cellular response to heat; protein folding
Cellular component (GO): protein-containing complex; cytosol; perinuclear region of cytoplasm
Molecular function (GO): ATP hydrolysis activity; ATP binding; ATP-dependent protein folding chaperone
Source: RefSeq, a predicted model, not a curated record